GAACUAGCGAAAGUUUUUACUUCGCUCGUCUGUGUGUUUUCGUUUUUGUGUAGAUUUGCAGCUGCCGCGUGGAGGAGAGCAAAAAUGCCAGCGGAAGGAUGUCGAAGAGAGCUACGUUGAAGAUAACGAGAUGCGCGAGAGCACAACAUCACCGGAAUUGUGCAAUAGCCAUGCGCGAAAGGGAAGAGCCGACAUCCGUCCGGAAGAAAGGGAGAAAGAAACAAAAAAAUCCAAUACUUGCCAGAAAGUGGAAAAUGAAAAACAGUCUCUAGUCUGAUUUUUCUCGCUCUAGUGGUGUGCCGUGUCAUGCUGGUGUGAGAUGCGAUCCGUCGACAUAUUGUUUGCCGUGGUGACCAUCUUCUUACAUCAUCAAGAUCUGUGUUGUUUCUAUCGGACGGUGCGAGCUGAAAAGCAUCAAGAACAACAUCAGACUUGUCUCUAUGAAUUCAGAUCAACUGAGAACCCGUCCGGUAAUUUCACGUCACCAAACUAUCCGGAUUUCUAUCCGGCCGGAACGCGUUGCUAUUACAUUUUCCACGGACGAAAAUGGGAGGGCAUUCGAAUUCAGUUCCACUUUUUCGAUUUGGAGUCACCCUACACAGUUGUAAAAUUAAGAAACGCUUAUCUUUUAUUUCAUUUAAUUUUAUCGGUCCCUUUCAAACGGCACCUUGUUAUACUUGAUUUGAUCUUUCCCAGGUGCUUGUCGGAUUUUGUCAGCAUUACAACCGAAGAUGUGAGUGGUUUAAGGACGGUGGCCGGCCGAUAUUGCGGGCAACAAACUCCUCCGCCUUUACUAGCCAUGCAACCCAAAGUGGAAAUCCUCUUUGCGGCCAAUUACGUCCAUCAUUACAGGGGCUUUUCGGCGUCGUUUAGCUUUGUCGACGAAGAAUCGUUGACUUUAGCCCCUUCGAACGGCGACUCAGAUUCCGGAUGCGGCGGGACAAUUAGCGGAAGUGGUGGCGUUCUGCUAUCGCCAGGUUAUCCUUUAGCGGUUCAAAGUUGGCUCGAUUGUUCUUGGCUACUAAGAGUUCCGUUCCAGCAACAUGUCUACGUGCGGCUCGAGUACCUCCAGCUACACGGAAGUCUCGCAAGUUGUCCUUUGGCCGAGUUAUCCAUCCACGACGGUUACGGACCACUUAAUGAUCAGGCUCCAAAGUUGCGGAGGUUUUGCGGUGAUCUUCGCUACUACAAAUCCGUAAUCGAUCGAAGCCUUUUGUCGAGGAGAAAUCGGCUGCUCGUCCGGCUGACUACCGGCAAUCUGACAUCCGUCAAAUCUCUGGGCUCUCGUUCUCCUGUUAUUCCGUUCGGUUUCCGGCUCAUUUGGACGGCUGUCGAUUUUCAAACCGAACAGAAUUGCUUGGCUCAAGGAAAGAUUGUCUGUCGUGAUUCCCAGUACUGCUUCAAUUUCCGCCGCUUCAGCAGCAUUUCCUGCGACUCCACCCUUCUCUUUUGUCUCGAUUCGUCGCUUGGUUGUGAUGGUGUUAUGAAUUGUGAAGACGGCGACGCAUCCGACGAGCUCAGUUGUCAGGUGCCGUUCUUGUUCGCUUCAGUAUUAGCCAUUUUUUGCACGUUAUUCGUGGGAACGUUCAUGUUUUGGCUACGCUCUCGCAUAAAAAUAUGUGACAAAGUAACGCAAGAAAUUACCUAUUUGUCUGCUAUCGAACGUCGGGAUGCUGAACCCUGUAACCGGCACGAAGAUCGCAUCUUCCACGUCGAUAACGGACGAGCAUAUCCAACUGUUGGUAAAAGACUCAGCUACAGCGGAUGUGAAAAACGGGAAAUUAGUCACAGAGAAACGAGGCGUAUUGCUUCGUUACCACUCUUUGAUUGCAAGCAAAUGAACGCGAACACGAACAACGGAGUUAAUGUUCUCAGAAGGCCGACUAGUGGAAUCGAAAUUGGAAUGGCCGAGUCGUAUCCAGUCACGAGCUUUGAACAGACGAUGCUCAACAAGUUAGUUUGGGACAGGAAUGCUCAAACGACAGCGUUGCAACAAAACGAUUGCGCCAACGAAGAGCACAUUCAUCAAAAGAAAAUAACGAUGGAAAAUUUGUGUAAAGAACAUAGAAAUAGAACUGUGGAAAUGCAAUCAGAGAAGUCGUACAACCCAUUGUGUCAGGACAUGGCUGCUCGUGAGGUGAGCGUUAUUAGGAAUGCCCAUGUUGUAACUGUAACCAGCUUUGGACCGAACGAAACUAUUGACACUGAGUUGUGGUAGCGCUAAGUCAUGGUACGUUUUGUCAAGAUCAAGCAUGUAAAACUUUAUUUCUCUACGCAGUGGCAGAGUCAAUCUAUGAGUCUGCUCUACGGUUGUUUUAAGUCAUAGCUGGGUAGUAAAACUCAAUGAAAAUAAAUUGGAAGAAGCAGUGAAUUUUGUCUUAAAUUUUUUGUUUGUGAAUAAAUAAACAAGAAAUGGAUAUUUCGUUA
Messenger RNA from Daphnia magna, 2427 nucleotides. RefSeq lists its product as uncharacterized. Gene Ontology annotation, molecular function: protein binding. The record is from RefSeq and is a predicted model, not a curated record. NCBI's taxonomy places the organism in Eukaryota, Metazoa, Arthropoda, Branchiopoda, Diplostraca, Daphniidae. Gene Ontology annotation, cellular component: plasma membrane.